This is a messenger RNA of Uranotaenia lowii, 7815 nucleotides long. It is a transcript of the gene raskol, whose product is annotated as ras GTPase-activating protein raskol. The coding region runs from base 788 to 5728 and encodes 1646 amino acids. Gene Ontology annotation, biological process: regulation of GTPase activity. The transcript is spliced from 6 exons. The record is from RefSeq and is a predicted model, not a curated record. NCBI's taxonomy places the organism in Eukaryota, Metazoa, Arthropoda, Insecta, Diptera, Culicidae.
AUGCAUCGCUUGCGGGACGUCGUCGUCGUCGGUUGUUAGUUCUAAGCUGCGUCGUCGUCAGCCGGUUUGAUUUCCAUCACGUCACGUUUUCCUGAGUCAGUCAGCCUACUAGUACACAUAUUUACCGAAUUGCCCUUUCUGCUUCACACGUUCCGUUCCUGUGUUUCAGCAGCAAAGGAAGAGAAAAACCAGAAGGAAGAAGCACUAGAGUGUUGUAUUGGUUAUCCGCCUGUUGGUCGAAAAACUGGCGGACGUUUAAUACGAGAAUACAGUGUUGUGUGUUGUUUUUUUUUAUUUGGGAAAUUUUGAUUUUGCUUCCCUGCGUUUUCUGGUUCUACGCGAUCAUCAUAAGCCAUUAUCGUUAUUAUUUUGGAGAUUGUGAGCGGUUGUUAUACGAAUUUCGGGAAGUGAUUCGUUGUGGGUUUGUUCAGAUUAAGUGAACGAACGAAAAAAAAAAAACAAACCCAAAGUUUUCCACCCACAUCCCAAACGUUGUCCGGCAGCAAAUCGACAAAGAGGCAUCAAACAAAACAUUGGCAAAUGCCAAUAGCUUAAAAGUGUGUGUUGUGUGUGAUAAGGCAAAACAGCCUUAAUCGAAUCGAAACGUGAAGUUGCCAGUGAGUGUUGCGCAGAAUGGAACAAUGAAAUAUUUGUGAUUUCUUAUCUGCAUACGUUUUUACCUACAUGUGGUGCGCGCCCUCUAAAAGUGAGCGCCGCCCCGUUCAGUGUUACUAUUAAGUUUAUCGACUUUUGUUUUGGAUGAAAAGUUUCCGUUUGUACAAACAACAUGCUGCAAGCAGCCGAUACUUCGUUUGCCUCAACGGAAUCGUCCAGAAGGCGGUCAACGUUUUACGUUCCGCUGACCUCGGACCAUUCCUGCCAACAUCAUGAGGACGAUGCUGGUGCGCCUCAGGAGGUGAUUAGUUCUACGCCUGGGCGACCCACCGACGAGUACCAGAAGCGAUCCCUCGAGCGGAUCUACAAUCCGGAUCUUAGUGCCUGCAGCUUCGAGUGGAGUCUGGACGAUUCGCUCAAUUCGUCCAACAACAUGCUCGUGAGCAGCGAACGUGAGAAUAAGCUCAAACGAUAUGGCAUUGUUUUAAAUGCUAGCGUCAACAUCGAUGACGAUGAAACCACGUGCCAUCAGAAGCAAAGCAAUACCUCGACGCCGAUCCGGCUGAUGAAGUCCCGGAGUCGGAACAACAUCCUCAACCUGCCAGAAAAACCCUCGCUCCUGGUGCCUUCGCCGGCCAAGGAAAAGUCCAAGACGCUACCGCAGAACAUGUCUCCAGCCAACACUUUCCCACCGAAAAGUUCCUUCCUGCUCAAAUCGACGCCGAAGAUUUCACUUAACUACUCCUCGGAUGCUGGCGGGGGAGGAGGAACAGGAGCCCUCAACAGUUCAGCGCAUUCCACCGAUCUCAACUGUUCGCCACAUUCGGCACUGAGUCCGAAAAAGUCGCUCAGCUUUAUUCGACGAACGCACUCGACAAAACUGUCCCGAAGCAACUCUUUGCUCAAAAGUUUGACCUCCAAAUGCGUGGACCAGAGUAUCGAUUGUCUGAACAUGCGGAAGAUCACGGUCAAGGAGCUGGACUUUGCCCGGCUGGAGAAAUUUGUGCGGGCCGGCGAAAAGGCCGAGGAAAUGGCCCGGGAUUUCCUGGUCAGCGGCAAGGACGACAAGGAAGAGGAAAGCGCCGUCCAUUCCGACACUUCCUACGAGAAAGCAUGUCGAAGAGGCUCGGCACCGAGCACCCCGAUUCUGGGUCAGAAAUCGGAAUCCACCUCCCGCUUCACAAACUUUUUCUCCAAACGUUCCUUCCGAUCGAACCCGCUGAAGCGCACAAAGUCAGUCACCAAACUGGAACGGUCCAAGCGAGGACAGGGCGGGCUUCGAGGUUCCAGAUCGCACGAGAGUCUACUUUCAAACCACGCUGUGAUGUCCACCAUUGAUCUGUCCUGUAUUGGCGCCAUCGGAGUGGUUCCGGUUCACGCCUCCGUCCUCGGACGAAGACACUGCUUCCAGGUUCGGGGUGGCCCACGGGGAGAACGAUACUAUAGCUGUGGAUCACGGCAGGAACGGGACCUCUGGAUCUACAGUCUAAGGAAGUCGAUCGCCCCCAAUGCCGAAAACAGUCGACGCACCGACAACUCCCUCAAGAUGUGGGUGUACGAAGCAAAGGCCUUACCACCGAAGAAGAAAUACUUUUGCGAAAUUUAUCUGGAUAAAACAUUGUACGGUCGGACGUCAGUGAAGCUCCGGACGGAGUUGCUUUUCUGGGGAGAGUACUUUGACUUCCCGGACGUACCGGACAUCAACGUGAUAACGGUGAACGUUUAUCGGGAAGGCGAGAAGAAAAAGAAACGGGACAAACACGCCCUGGUCGGGUGCGUGAAGAUUCCGAUCCAUGAGGUCACAUCACGAACAUUCUCCGAGGAUUGGUAUCCAAUCAUGACGGAGAAGCACGACAGCAUUAGCAAAAACUCCUCCAAAGAACCGAUUCCCACCCUAAGGAUAAAGUGCCGUUUCCAGAGCAUAGAUAUUCUGCCUUUGGGAGUUUACAAGGAGUUUUUGGAUUACUUGAAAGAAAACUAUAAGAAGGUUUGUGAGAUACUGGAACCGGUGAUUGGCGUGAAAGCCAAGGAAGACAUUGGACAAGCUUUGGUACUGUUGAUGCAUGCCCAGGGUAUGGCGGCCGCUUUCCUAACAGACGUCGUUGCACUAGAUUUGCUUAGAGUUGGCGAUCAGCGACUAACGUUCAGAGGAAAUUCCCUGGCGACCAAAAGUAUGGAAGCCUUCCUUAAACUAACAGGUGAACAAUACCUGCAAGACACACUAUCGACCCCAAUAUCGGAGAUCAUCUCCUCAGAUCGCGAUUGCGAAGUUGAUCCACUAAAGGCCAACGGAUCGCUCUCGAGACAACAGCAAGCGCUUCGCAACGCAGUCAAGAGUGCGUGGAACAGCAUCGCUGAGAGCAGCAAAAAUUUUCCCACACAACUACGCGAUUGCUUCUCAACAUUCCGUGAAAGGCUUCAGCUGCUCGAUCGUGAAGACAUGGCAGAUAAUCUGAUCAGUGCUUCGAUUUUUCUCCGGUUUCUCUGUCCAGCGAUCCUGUCACCUAGUCUCUUCAACAUCACCAAUGAACUACCCUCUGCUCGAGCAACUCGUAACCUUACCUUGGUGGCAAAGACCCUGCAAACUCUGGCAAACUUCACUCGGUUCCAAGGAAAGGAAAACUUCAUGGAGUUCUUGAACGAUUUCCUCGAACAGGAAGCUCCACGAAUGAAACAGUUCUUGCACGACAUUUCGACACGAUCGGAUUGCCCGAGUCAGGAAAGCAUUCUCGACUGGGCCGGAUACAUCGACCAGGGCAAACAGUUGUCAAUUUUACACACACUUCUGGCAGAAAGUAUUCAAAAGCUGCCUUCCACAAAACAGGUCGAGCUACACCCGCUAUGCAACAUCCUCGAGUCCAUUACGAUCGCUAAGGAAACUAACAAUUUCAUCACAAAUCAACAACAACCAUCACCUCAACCACAUCCAAACCAAGAGAACCAACAAAACAAUCUGGUCAUCGCCCAGAUCAAACCAACUGCCGAGCGUGGUAUCAUCCGCGGAGUCCUAACUCCAACAUCCCUCGAGAAGAACAUCUUCCGAUACAACGAUCCCACGGUUCGCCCUCUGCUCAACCAGAGCCAACAGGGAAAUCCCCUGCAACACUCCCACUCCACUUCCAGUAUUAAUUCGACCUCGAAUCUGCACGUGAUGCUCAGCGGAAGCAACAAUUCCAGUGCAAUCCAACAUCAAAGCGUGUCCAGUACAAACUCCAACGCCAACGAGAACAAGUAUCAGUAUCAAAUUGGCAACGUACGGAACUACGGCAUCUCAACGCAGUACUACAACAAUGCCAGCAACAUCGGAAGCCUCAAGACCGAAAAGGAAAAGAGUCCGGUGUUGAACUGCGGCAUUCGUGCUAGUACUUUGCCUCGAAACAAUGCCGUCACAGUUAGCAAUACGAACAUCAACGGAGGAGAGCAGGAAGAUCACGGCAACGGAAGCAACCUCAUCCAGAUUGGAUUCGACCCGAGCAAUCCGUUCAACAGAAAAAGCCCAACUCCGUUGCUAAAAUCGUCAACCCACAUCAAUGGUAGCCGGAGUCGCAACCUCAACGGGUCUCAGCUCAGCCUGAUCUCGGACAUCGGCAAGAAUCCGUUGAGCCUGGGAAUCCCUCACAGUGAGAUGGUUACCAGUUCUACGCCCAAUGCCCAUCAGGGAUCCAAUCCAUCCAACAUGCCCAUGAGCUUGGAUGACCUGGAGGACCUCCUCAACUACGCCGACGAGCAGAACAUCGAGAACCAAAAGGGCAAAGAUCAACUUCAGAGCAAGGGCAGCAAUAUCUCCAUUGGACAAAUUUCCAACAUCUGCAGCUCCGGGUAUCAGAGCAUCACCACCCAGUCGCAAAGCUCCAGCCCUAUCGAAUUGGGCCAGCAGCAGAUCGAAUACGUCGCAAACAAGGUUCCGCCUCCUCGCAAGGUUAGCAGCAGCAAGUACGGCUUCAUCAACCAAAGAUACAACGGGGUUGGCAAUCAGUCGGCGAACCUGAACUGCAACCUUAACAACAACAACAACAAUGACCUUCCUCCCUACAAAAGCCCGCUCUACCAUCACGCGACCUCCAACGGAAACGCCAACAGUGCGUUGAAUGCCUACAACAACAAUCUGAUCAUCGGAAGCAACGGUAAUGGGACGACCAACGGUAGCAGCACCUUGAUUGGAGGCGUUGGAUCAGGAGGAAUUUACAAGAGCCACCUGAGUACGAUCGGAAGUGGCGGUAAUCUGCACACCUCAAGCAGUGACGAACGGCUGAGCAACAACGACAACUACCGGGAGCUGGAUUCGCUCACCGUGGACAACGGCAAUGGAUACGAUUCCUUUGUCGGGUUGAAUGGUGGCCGCCGACUGGGUAGCAGCCGAAUGCCGAGGACAAAUCCUUUGAUGCAGUACAAACGUGAGGAACCGAUUCCGAACUUUUCCACCGGAAUGAACAGCUCCCGGGAUCAUUACCAUCAUAAUAGCAGCAGCAGUGGUGGCACCAAUGGACGCUAUCAGCGACGCAUGAGCAUCGAUUCGGGGCGCACCCUGUCGGACAGUUCCACCGAUACGGAAAGCGGCGGAGGCAAGCCUCAUCAUCCGGUAUCGUCCAGCCACCAUGCCGUUAGUGGUCAUCAUGCCAACAACAGCAGUGGUAUGGUCACGAUCAGCGGCGCCAAUGGGGCCGUCGUCGGUGUCAGCGUCAGUGGAAGUGACAGCAAACGGCGCCACCAUCGGACUAGUGCCAGCAAAUCGGUCGAACAGUGCGAGCGAGAAAUUCAACGGCUGCAGGCAUCGGUCGAUGAGCUGCGCCAAAAGCUGGAAGAAUCGGAACUGAAGGAUGUGGUGGACGAUCUGGAAGCAAUCAGCCAUCACAGUGACACCAAAAUUCGAAGCAUCAUUGGACGUCUUCUCGCAAUGGAGGAAGAACUCCGCAGGGAGCAGUACAAAAUGUCACUGGUUCUGUCCCAUAAGCAACGCGUGAUCGAAGCCCAGGGCCAGCAGAUUGCCGCCCUAGAUGCGGCCAAUAACCGGCUACUGACGGCCUUAUCCAGCCUGCGGAACCGUUACGAGAAUCAAUCGACCACAAGCGAGGCGAGCUCACCUCAGCCCAACGCUAGUGCUUCGUCCUGUUAAAACAACCGCCCACGCGUCUCACACAAUCAAUCACACAACAAGCUCUCUCGAGUCUCUAUUGGAAAAACACAUAUUAAAGCUUAGUUCUUUUAGAAAUGGGACAGUUACAAAUGCCUGUAUCUCAAAAACCAUUCGUUUGAACGAAAUACUUUCUAUGAAGGAAAAGUAGGCAAUGUUAUGAUAUUUCAUGAAAAAAUUUGAAAAAAAAUAUUUACCGUUUUUUGUAAAAGAAAUUUCUACUUUAUUCUUGGUGUCUCCCAUUGGCCGGCGCACACUUUUUUCUGUCAUGGUAUUGAUCAGUUUCUCCAACUUAUACUUUGUAAAAUCUAUAUUUUAGGUGGCUUCACCUUCCUUCUUCAAUUUCUGAUACUUUUUGGUCCAAUACUUCUCUGGAAACUGGAAACUGGAAGCAUUUUAGUGGAUACAGUUGUUUCGAAAUGAACAAAUUUGGUUAUUUUUUAUCACAUUUUUGAACGUUUUUUUUUCGGUACCGGUUUUACAGCUUAAGAGCUUUGGAACUAUCAAAAAAUGGCUGUUUGAGGUUGGAUUUCAAUGAGUCAUCACUAGGCAACACUUUCAGCUUAUCGGAGAAAAUUGUUUUGGACAUUUCAGCGAUCUACCCUUAGCUUUUCGUUUAUUGAAAAUUAAAAAUGCUGGUAUGAGACUUGCAUUCCUUGAUGAUCCUUAACCGUUGUUGCCGAUCAUCUGCUUCACUCCAAUGCUUGAUUUGAACUUUGUGGACAUUAUUGACAGUGUUUGCAUACUUAUCCACCACAUAAACUCAGUAAUUCUUUGAAUAAUCAACGGUUUUUUCAGCUAUCAAUUUGAUAAUGACGAAUUUUAAAGGAAUCUGUGCAAAAAUUUUUUUUUCUUUUUCUCAAGCAUCGUACAUAUCUCAAAAACGCGUAAAUUUUAAAUUUUGAAAAAAAUAGGUCGAAUAGUACUUUUUACAGGCAACAAAAUGCUGUUCAAAUUUUUAAUAUCCAAUAACUAGUUAACGAGCUAUUAGCAAAUGAAAGUGUCCCAUUUCUAAAAGAACUAAGCUUUAGUAGCCUAACGAACCGAACGAAACGUUUGCAAUUAUCGGAUCCAAUUGAAAGAUUCUUUAUUUUUCUUGUAAAUACUUGAAACACAUACACAAAUAUUAUGAAUAAUGUUGAUUAUUUCGAUUUUAAAAGUAUUUAUUGUAUAGACAUGCACAUUGAAAAUGAGUUUAUGAAUCAAGAAAAAAAGAUUUUAUAGAAACGAUAAGCUCUGUAUCAUGACUAGUUUUUAUUUUGCUAACGAGUUGCGUUGAUGCACAAAUGAUGUUACACUUUUAGCUGCGCCCAUGUAACACAUCAACAAACACCCCAAUCCAUCUCAUCAUACUUACUUUAAACAAAGUAAAGACUUCAGCUAUCAGUUCUACAUAAUAUCAUAGAAAACAACUGUCGAGUGAUAUCAUCCUUAAGAGCUCCUAAAGCUUGAAAGUCAUUCAUCCAUAGAAGAAAAAAAACUGCCUCGAAACUAGAAGAUCGAGAUGGUCAUAAACCACAAGGUCAAAAUAACAUGAUAACCAGUAUUUUUGUCUCCCUUCUUCAACAAUUUAGUAAGUAACGCAAAUCAUUGAAGAAAGUAUAACAAUAUUACCUUUGCAAAUAGUAGUUCAUCCUAGUUUUGUUUCCUUGAUCGAGUAGUAAAAAGUAAGUCAACACAAUUAUUAAUCAAAUGUAACCAAAGAACCAUUUCAGAAAACAAACAAAAAUAACCCCGUCAAUUCAACCGAUCGAUGAAACAAGUUCGAUCUCAAGUUGCAUAAACAAAAACAAAAUUAGUUAAAUUACCAGAUAAAAACACAUCAUGUUUUAAACAUUUUCCUACACCCUUUCUAAUUCCAAUGAUAAAUUCACGUGUAGUCGUGUGUGGAAAGAUGCAACAAACCACCCUUUUGAUUAGAUUGUUUUUCUUCUCCGAUUUACUUUCUGUAGAAUACCACUAGCCUUACACAACACAACCAGAAACACUCACAUAAAACCCCACUUGUAGUAGCAGUAGAAAUAUCUAUUCUGAGAAUAUAUUGAAGACGAAAUAUUUAUAAACACCAA